AUGGCUCUGGCUGGAUUCGGAGUGGAUGGUAAGCGGUGGUCACCAAGAGCGAGAUGGCAUCGUCGGUAUCAACGCUGCUCUGGAUCAUUCUUUCAUCCGACGACAAAGCCAAAAACCGUCCCAGAAGUUUCACCAGAGGAAGAAGCAGUCGUCGAAGGUCGCCAGCACAAGCGGGACAUCGUCCACCUCCGGCGGAGGGCUCGUUCGAGACUGGGGAAUCCUGAGGCCCGUAGGUUCCGAGUGGAGCAACCAUCGGAGCGGGUACGUCGGGAACCACAGAUCCGGCAAGGGCAGGAGCUGUCAGAGCGCGAUGCUGAGCGAGCCAAGGUCAAGACGGAGCUGCAAUUCGGGUGGAAACUUUUAGUACACGGGAUCAAGAGUUGGAGGACAAGUUGGUUAGAGAAGAAAGACGAUCUGCACCCGAUCUCUGUUUGUCAAAGUCGGCAAAGUGUCAGUCAGACACACCGGGACAAGUCAUCAUUCUCGGCAGAUUUACCGGGAAGAAGGUCGAAAGGUCUGUCAGGUUCGCCGGGACUAAAGUCGAUGGAUCCGUCAGGUGCGCCGGGAUUAGUGACAACUCGUCCGUCAGGUCCGUCGGGACAAAAGCCACAGAACGAUGACACAGAGGAUCACGAAGUGACCGUCGGUGGCACCAGCGUCAACUUCCACAAGAAUCAAGCGGCUAGGAUAUCACCAUUAGGACGACCGGAGCCGGCAAGCAAGCAGCGUAUGCACCAGGAUCAGGAGAGAAGCGGUAAGGAGACGGGUUCUCGUGAAGCGUCUUCAACCUCGCCAUUCAAGUUGGCGUGUAACGCUGGGAAAGAAGCCGGAGACCGAACCAGGUCACCCUCACACGGGUUGGGGACGUAACCGUGUUCGAGUUCACCGUCAAGAUGCUGCUUUGUUUUGCAAUGGGUUCUAGAUUGAGUAUGCAAUCAAAAGAUUUCGGCGCGACCGUACGAACUGGUUGUGAGGAAAUUCUGGUAAUACCACACCUUCCUCACGGGUCGGGGAAAUGUUACGGUGAAUUGCGCCGGCCCAUUGUAGCGACGCCGCUGAAGCAGCGCGUCAUAAACAAAGCGUUGCGUAGACCGGUGACAAAUGUCACGAGUGACAUUCGCGACGUGUGUCUGGGGAUGGUUCAGCGAAGAUGGAUGUAAACAAAAGAAAAAGAAUUUUGUACCCGCACGAAACCGCGAUGUGUGCGACAUUGCGGUGCAGUUUGCUUUAAUUUAUUUAUAAUUUUGUGUUGUUAAAAAUGUAAAUUGAAAAGCAGAUCCCAAACUAUCGCUAUCGUGGAGGUUUGGAACCAGCUGCUAAAGGGCAGUGACUAGUAAGAGAGCAGAGCGGGCAAGUGUGACCUGGGCCUGGCGGAAGAAGACCAAUGUAAGCUUAAUUAUACUGACUUGUAAACAUUUUUUAACCAAAUAAAUAUAGCUUUUAGCUCGACAUGCACCCACA
Molecule: messenger RNA, 1461 nt
Organism: Culex pipiens pallens (northern house mosquito)
Lineage: Eukaryota; Metazoa; Arthropoda; Insecta; Diptera; Culicidae
Exons: 2
Coding region: 1-870 (289 amino acids)
Source: RefSeq, a predicted model, not a curated record